Molecule: messenger RNA, 3061 nt
Organism: Carassius gibelio (silver crucian carp)
Lineage: Eukaryota; Metazoa; Chordata; Actinopteri; Cypriniformes; Cyprinidae
Gene: dcaf11
Product: ddb1 and cul4 associated factor 11
Exons: 16
Coding region: 160-1785 (541 amino acids)
Biological process (GO): proteasome-mediated ubiquitin-dependent protein catabolic process
Cellular component (GO): Cul4-RING E3 ubiquitin ligase complex
Molecular function (GO): protein binding
Source: RefSeq, a predicted model, not a curated record
GCCAGAGGUUAAAGCGUGCUCUCUCUUCACAAUAAACUCAUGGCCAUCUGAAGAGAUCAACUUUACAUACAUGGCAUCCGGCCCUUCACAACCACCGAAGAGACCAACGGAGCCCAAGAGCUGUCAAAGCACUGUCACCAUUUAACUGACAAUCAGUCUAUGGGCUCUCAGUCCAGUUCUGGGAUGUCCGGUCGGGGCUCUGGCAACAACCCAGACCAGUCAGAACCAGAACCCAACCAGAAUUCCAAUCCGACGGGUCACACACCGGCCGAGAGGCAGUCAGGAUCUGAAGAGGACGUUGAUUUGGCACAAGUUCUGGCGUACCUACUGCGAAGGGGCCAGGUCCGCCUGGUCCAUGGAAGUGGAGCGACGGGCCUACAGCUCGUGCAGUCAUAUUCAGACUCAGAUGAGGACAGCGAUGGGGCCUGGGACGGGCGGCUAGGACAUCGAUAUGACCCUCCAGCGGAUGCCCAACCAGACACACAGGAAAUAGACGGCAGUGAGAUCCGCACUCAGAUCCUGCUUGCCACUGCUUCCUCAGGCCUAAAGGGCAGACACAGUUUCACACAUAUGCUAGCGGAGCGGGAACAGGGACGGUGUCAUGGGUCCAGUUUCUCUCAUGGAGAGUGCAGCCGAAUCCGUUCACAUUUCCUGCCUAAUCAUGUGGUAUACAAGGACACCUAUCAGCAGAAAGUCUUUUGUGGAGUCUACAGUGAUGAGGGAAACAUGUUCCUGUCUGCAUGCCAAGAUCAGAAUAUCAGAUUAUAUGACACUAGCAGGGGCCGUUUUACUCUAAAGAAGACCAUCAAGGCCAGAGACGUGGGUUGGAGCAUUCUGGAUGUGUGUUUCACCCCUGAUGCACGUUGUGUGCUGUACUCCAGUUGGUCUGACUACAUCCAUGUGUGCAGUGUAGAUGGGGACAAUGAAACACACACCGCUCUGGACCUCAAUCCUGAUGAAAGGAGGUUCUGUGUUUUCUCACUGGCUGCAUCCACAGAUGGAAAAGAAAUUUUAGGCGGAGCAAACGAUGGCUGCCUGUAUGUGUUUGAUCGUGAACAAAACAAGAGAACUCUAAAGAUCGACGCUCACGACGAUGACGUGAAUACUGUAGCGUUUGCAGACAGUUCUUCACAGCUGCUGUUCUCAGGCAGUGAUGACGCGCUAUGUAAGGUAUGGGACAGACGUACCCUCAGAGAAGACAGACCACAGCCUGUGGGUCAUCUGGCUGGACACAGAGAUGGAAUCACCUUCAUACACAGCAAGGGUGACGCUCGGUAUUUGAUCAGCAACUCCAAAGAUCAGACCAUUAAGCUGUGGGACGUGAGGAAGUUUUCACCCCAAGAGGGGGUGUCGGCUUCACGGCUCGUUGUCGCACAACAGAACUGGGAUUACCGCUGGCAGCAGGUUCCCCAGAGAGCACUAAAGAGGCAUAAGCUGACUGGCGACACCUCUGUGAUGACCUACAGGGGUCAUGGGGUUCUGCACACGCUCAUUCGCUGCCGCUUUUCCCCUGAAUACAGCACUGGACAGAAGUUCAUUUACUCAGGCUGUUCAACAGGCAAAAUCGUCAUCUAUGAUGUGCUGACGGGAUCCAUUGUGUCCAAAUUGUCCAAUCAUGACGCGUGUGUGAGGGACGUCAGCUGGCACCCCUACCACAACAACAUGGUCAGCAGCUCGUGGGAUGGUGCCAUCCGUCUGUGGGAACACACGCAGAACCUCCCUCUGGACACAGAUCGAGAAAGGAUGAACGUGGAUAUGGUGGACAUGAAAACCAAACUCUAUUGAUGACAUCAGAGGGAGAUGGUGCCAUCACUGCAGGAAUGGAAUGAACGAGGAAUGAAGAAAAAAACUAAUCAGAAAAGAGAAUAGAUUUUGUAAAAUCAUAUUGAUGUAGUGUUAGGCAGGCUCUUCAGGUGUCUGUUUGAUUUCACAUUAAUGGCACACAAGAUGAUUCAAAUAUGUUUAAAGGAUCAUUUAGUUAAUGGACACGGGGCGUGCUGUGAUUUCUGUUUUACGCCUCUCUCUCAGCUCCAAGAUGACCAUUGAUGCUUAAGUGAAAGACUUGAGUGAAUUUCACCAAUAUAAACAACACAUGAUUUCAGAAAGACACAAACACAACUGCUUCGCUUGAAAAAUCCCUGUAUGGUAACUGUGUUGCUUUACCCGAAACAAAGCAAUACUUGCAUAAUGAAAUCUAGCACGAUAUUUUACACCUAAUGGACAUUUCUAAAAGUGCAACGGAUUCUGGGAAUAAUUCUAAAUAUUGUAAGAUAUUUUAUUGCUAUUAAUGUAAAAGGAUUUGAUUUUGUAGUUCAAUAUAAAAAAAAAACAAAACAAAAAAAACAUUUUCUUUGUCCACUCUGAAUGUGUGUUAAAAGUGUGUGUGUGGAGACAUAGCUGUGGGUUUACGGGUACGGGAGUGAGUUUCUUUAUGUGCGUGUGAGCACAGAGGUUUGAUUUGUGUAUGAUUUAAGUGCAUUCAGAAUGAUUGGAACACACAAAAUUGUUUUACAAGAAUUAAAUUUAUGCACACAACGUUUUUUGUUUGGACUAUAAAUCACAUCUCCGAUAUUUCAGCCAGCUACAAGAAAUACAGUUAGUUUGAAUUGCAAGACAAUUUUCCAUGUGCUACAUGCAUUUUACAAUUAUUUUCAAUGUCAGAAUGUAGGUUCUCACAUUGACCGUGACAGCGUCUGUAUAUUUAGUGCUGUAUAUUUGCUAUAUUGUACUGACAGAAGGUGAAGCUAAUGAGGAGCCCAUGCUCUUUUCUUUCCUGUGAAGAAAAACAACUGGGGCUCAGUAAUAAUUUUUUUUUUUUUUUUUGUAAGAAAUGAAUUCCUCUGUUCAGCAAUGAUGCAUUAACAUUGAUCAGAAGUGACAGUGAAGAAAUUUAUAAUGAUUUAAAGGUUUUUUACAUUUGUCUUAUGAUGGUAAUGUUUCUCCCAAUCAGUAUAUUAGAAUGAUUUCUGAGGGACCAUGCAACAAUAAACUGUUUAAAAUCCAGCUUUGCCAUCACAAGAAUAAAUUACUUGUAAAAUAUAUUAAAAUAGAAAACAGCCUA